AUGUUGCCUCUUCUACCUUCCACUUCACCUCCAGCUACACUUUUCCUCUUUGACCUGGAAUAUUGGGAUCCAUCGACCAAUGAAGCUAUCUCCAAUACCAAUCGUCCCUCUGCCUCUCCCGGCUCUGGAUCCCAUGCUGCUACUGCUUCUGAGGGUAUCAUCCACUCGCCCGGGAUUUCUCCAUUCACACGGUUUGCUGGAGGGGGUGCUGGAGCCCUUGAGGUAACAGCCACCUCAUCAGGUCCAUAUUCUAGCUCAAUAGAUCGCGCCACAGCAUUGUCUGCUUUUGGACCAGCGGCCUCAUUGCCAGGAAGUCUCCUAACCAACACCUCGUCCUCCGCUACUGUGUCAGGAGCUGCCGUAAACAUUGCUGAGGUCCCUGUCAAUGCCAGUAGUGGAGGUUUUUCGACAAUGCCAUCAGGCAACACGUCAGGAAUCUGUAGCGGCAGCUUUUGCAGUUUCACAAGUGAAUCGGGCGUCUCGAAUGAUCAGAUUCAGGCCAAUCAGGUUAUCCAGUCAGAGACCACUACUGUGGCUAGCCUAUUAACAGGGCCUACAGCAGGAGCAGCAGUCGCUGCU
Messenger RNA from Protopolystoma xenopodis, 579 nucleotides. The record is from the annotation of a GenBank genome assembly. Lineage: Eukaryota; Metazoa; Platyhelminthes; Monogenea; Polystomatidea; Polystomatidae.